GUGGACAGCAAUGACCCUGAAGAAAUGUUCCAGAACAUUCAGUACCAAAAAGAGAUCAUUGCCAACAUUCGCUCCAGACCCUGGCCAAUGAGACGCAAGCUCAAAGUUUUAAAGUAUCCUUUGUUUAGCUGCUGGUUUUAUGUUUGCAACAUUGUUCUUUCUUCAAGUAUUUUUCUUUCUGUAGUAAAAAGUGCCGCACAUGUUGCUCAAGAAAGUCCUCUCUCUGACUUCUCUCAUUUGUUUUAAAACUAAAAAAGAAAAUAUCUGUAGGAGAACAUAAACUUGAAUAACCAAAUCUUAUUCCUAAUCUACAAAAAACUCAUUUAGUAUUUUAACUGCCCAACAUUUUCCUUUAUAACUAUUUAUUUUGUUAAUAUAGCAGUUUUUAUCUCUUAAUCACUUUAGCCACAGCAGCCAAUUUUACCAAAAUAACAAUAUUUUGUCAUUUUAAUAUGGUCAGUGUAAUAAAAUGCAUUGUCCGGUAAAUAUAAAACAAACAAGAAAUUACUGGAGUGUAUUUAAGUUUCUGUGUCCAUGGGCAUUAGAUAAAACCAUGCACAACAUCAGAUAUCCAAGGAAUCCAAAAAUACCUUAAAUGUUUAACUAAAGCUUUAGGAUCUGUAGAACAAGCUCUUCCAAAUAGAGCUUGAAUGAAUAGAGAGCGUCUAAAAUAAGAUGUGCUGAGUAUGUGCCGUGGCUAACAGGUUUUAUAUGGGCAGUUUGUUAUUACUGCAGAGGUUUUAUUACCUUCAUCAGGGAUGGGUUGCAAGUCUGCGCUUUUCCACUGAGGCUGAAUGACUGUGAUUAUUUCUACUGCAGCUGCAGCCAGAGCCUGUACUUCACAUCUUAUAUUGUUUUAUUCUAAAUUACCUCCAAAUCAGUUUUACAUUAACAGUUUAGUCUAAUUCCAUGUAUUUUUCUUUGACUGUAAUUUAAAACUGUUUACUGAACUUUGAUCAAACGAUGGUUUCAAAAGGAUGAACAUAGGAAAACACCUGGCUUGACUCACAUAUGAGCUUAAGUGACAUCCCAUUCCUAAUCCAUAUUGUUCAGCUAGAACAGAUGAAGCUUUUCUGGGAAGGCUGUCCACAAGGUUUAGGAAUGUGUAUAUGGAUGGACAAGAAAACCUGGCUCUCAGUCUCUGCUCUAAUUCGUCCCAAAGCUGUUCUAUCAGGUUGAGGUCAGGACUGUGUGCAGGCCAGUCAGGGUCAUCCACACUAGACUCUCCCGUCCAUGUUUUUGUGGACCUAGCUUUGUGCUCUGGUACGCAGUCAUGUCCAAUUUUUCCACAAAUGUUUGUAAAAACAGUCUUCAUGCCUAGGUGCUUAACUUUAUUCACUGUUAUAAAGUUAUAGUGGUCAUGGAAGUGAUUGGAACACUUGAUUCCGAUCACACUGGUGCAAAUACAAGUUUUUGAACAGAUGGCUAUUUAUUUAUUUAUGUGCAGUAGUAAGCCAAACAUAUUAAAGAAUAGACUUAUUAAACCUGAUUAGAAUCUGUAGUUUGUCAUUUGUGACAAAAUAUGUGUUCAUACCUGCUAAAGUAGAUGGACCUGUUUAUCUUACUAUGUCAUUAGUGCUAUUUGUUUAGUCACGAGACGCUAAAUGCAAAGAUAGUGUUAGGGUUCAGGUAAUCUGGAUAUCUGGAGAAAAUGUGUUUUUGCUGUGGUCAUCAGAGAGGAAACAAUAGUUUGGAGAAAUCACUCUAGUUUUGGUUGUGCAGAAAAUGCUUCCAAAAAAGCUGCUGAAUAUUUAUUUUUCACUGCAAUAUGUCAUUCUUCAUAUUGUCUUCAAGUUGUACUUUGGGAGGUUUUUUACUUUCUCCACUGUCUUUUUUUACUCGUUGAGAUCAUAAGUUAUUUCUACAGAAUCAGGUUUCAACAGAGAAAGUCCACAUAUUCAUGCUUUGGUUUAGCACAGUUGAACGUCACAAUAUGUCACUGUGAUUGUGUUAACAUCUGUGACUAUAGCAACCCAAGAAGUCAUUGACAACUGUGUCUUCACUUAGAGGUUUCUUUAGAUCUAGUGCAACACAGACAACCGCAAGAAGUGCCCACUUAAAUAAAUAUCUUUCACUUAUCUGUUUUUGUUUUAGGCAGGCUCGAGAGAUUGUCCUAAAGUAUGAAGGCCAGCUGACGAGAACAAGAGCUGCUGAAAAAACUUUACCGUGUGCUUUACAACAUUGUUGUUACAUUCAUUCCGUGGGAAGUGAGGAUCAAAAAAAUUGAAAGUCACUUUGGAUCAGGCGUAGCCUCCUAUUUUAUCUUUCUUCGCUGGCUGUUUGGGAUAAACAUCGUCCUCACCAUCAUGACAGGAUCUUUUGUGGUGCUACCAGAGCUGUUGGCUGGAGCUCCAUUUGGAACAACAAGAAGUAAAACUAUCCCCAAAGAGCAUCUUGCAUCAGCCCAAGACUUGGACACCAUCUGGUCUCUUGGGGGUUACCUGCAGUACUCUGUUUUAUUCUAUGGUUAUUAUGGCAGCGUGAGGAAGAUUGGCAGUGCUGGCUACCGGCUGCCACUUGCAUACUUCCUUGUUGGGAUGGCUGUUUUUGCCUACAGUUUCAUCAUCCUGUUACGCAAAAUGGCAAAGAACUCUCGUCUGAGUCUGGCCAGUGCUUCUGAUGAAAACUUCACAUUCUGUUGGAGAGUUUUCUGUGCCUGGGAUUACCUGAUUGGUAAUCCGGAAGCUGCAGAGUGCAAAGGGGCUGCAAUUGUUAACAACAUCAGGGAAGCAAUUGUUGAAGAGCAAGAAAAGAAGAAGGAUACAAGCCUGGCAGUUCUCAUCAGUCUGCGUAUUUUAGCCAAUAUCUUGGUUUUGCUGUCACUAGCUGGGAGCAUCUACAUCAUCUAUUUUGUUGUAGACCGAUCCCAGAAACUGGAGCAGGAAAAGCCAGAGCUGACGUUGUGGGAGAAGAAUGAGGUGAGUGUGGUGGUCUCACUCAUCACUAUGAUCGCACCUUCUGCCUUUGAGCUGGUUGCCCAGCUGGAGAUGUAUCACCCAAGAACCUCCCUGAGAUUCCAGUUGGCCAGAGUCCUUGUUCUAUAUCUGGGAAACCUCUACAGCCUCAUUAUUGCUCUCUUGGAUAAAGUCAACAGUAUGAGUUCUGCUCCUCAUGUGAGUUCAAGUAACUGGACUAACACCAGCUCCACCAUAUCCAGUCUCUCUGCCCAAGUAUCAAGGAUCUCUGUGUCUGAGCAUCACAACAGUACCAUGGCAACCAUCAGCACAGCAAUCAAUUUCAUCCACAACAGGAGCAGCUUGAUUACUGCAUACAACCAGACAAUUCCUUUUGAGAAAAAUGCACGAUCUCAACAGGACCAGUGCUGGGAGACCUAUGUUGGACAGGAGAUGUUGAAGCUUUCUAUUAUUGACAUGAUCUUCACAGUGGCCAGCAUCUUGCUCAUUGACUUUAUCAGGGGUCUGGUGGUUCGGUAUCUGAGUGACUGCUGCUGCUGGGACUUAGAAAGCAAAUUUCCUGAAUAUGGAGAAUUUAAAAUAGCUGAAAAUGUCCUACACUUGAUCUACAACCAAGGAAUGAUCUGGAUGGGAGCCUUUUUCUCUCCAUGCCUUCCUGCCUUUAAUGUGUUGAAACUGAUUGGUCUAAUGUAUCUAAGGAGCUGGGCUGUCCUCACUUGCAAUGUUCCUCAUCAGCAGGUUUUCCGAGCUUCCAGAUCAAAUAAUUUCUACUUGGCUAUGCUACUUUUCAUGCUCUUCCUGUGUAUGCUCCCCACCAUCUUUGCCAUUGUGCGAUAUAGACCAUCAGAACACUGUGGACCAUUCAGUGGCCAGGAGAAGAUUUAUGACAUCAUCUCAGACACAGUGGCAUCAGACUUCCCACUUUGGUUCAGUAAAGUGAUGAGUUAUGUCACCAGCCCUGUUGUGGUGCUGCCAGCAGUGCUACUGCUAUUUAUGCUGAUAUAUUAUCUUCAAGCUAUUGCCAGAUCCCUAAAAUUUACUAACAACCAACUGAGGAUUCAGCUCCAGACUGAGCGGACAGAGGACAAGAAAAAAGUGUUUCAGAUGGCUGCAGCAAGGCUGCAAGUCCCAGAGGCCUCAGCUGACAAAAACGCAGAUCAGCAGGAAAGUGACAUCCCAAGCCAGGAAGCUUCCAUACACACCUCAUCUCCCCAGCAAAAUGGCAGCAUUACAAACAUUCAGUCUCCUAUUAAUCGUAGUAACAGCAUCCGGACCAUCACCCAAUCAGCUUCUGGAGCUGACCUGAAUGAAGGACAUGUGUCUGGAUCUGUCAGAAGUCCAGCUGUGAUCGUACUACCCAAACACCCGGUGGAACACUUUCCGAACAGUAGACCUCGACAUUUCAUUGGUGGCCGAAGUGGUUCCUGCAGAUCCAAGUCUUGCCACCACAUGGCAUAUAAUCCACCAUCUGGCCUUUCUAAUGCAAUCCAUACUGACCCCUUGUACAGGAAAACCAUUCGUUCUCUACACCCUGUUGAGGCUGCUGGAAUCAUUGCUGCACAAAAUUAUGGGGGGCGCCGUGGUCCCACUACCCGCUAUGUGAUUGUCAAUGAGCACAGGCCCCGUAAGAAGCUACUGUGCUCAACCACACGAAUCCCAAGGCACUAUCUCAUGGAGGAGCCCACAGAGAUCCUAGAGCUAUACCCGCGCAACAUAAAACACUACACACCUCGCACCAUUCACCAACAACAUCCCCCCCGCUCCCACACAUCACAGCAACUCAGGAAAGAGGAGGAAGAAACUGGAAAAGACAGGAAAAGGUCUUCUUUAGGCAAAAGCCUUCGACCUUGUUCAUUGCCUGACCACCACCAACAAGCGCACUUCUAUAUUGGUGAAAGGUUAGAUAGUUGUAGAGAAAGUCAGAGAGCAAGGUAUGAGAUGCAAGAAGAUGAUGAAGAGGAAGCUGGUAAAGAAGGAAUUGACUGGGGAGAUUUCAACUUACCGUCUCCAUCUCGGACCAGUGUAAAAGAAAAAGAAUCUUUUCACACACAAAGGCAUCCUGUCCAUUCUCCAAGGAGACAGUACCAGUGCCCCACCAGAACCAGACACAUGGGGUCUCAAUUAAAGCCCAAGUUAAGGGGUCAGCUUGAAACUCAUCUGACUGAAUCUGACUCAGCCUCCAUAGCCUCCAGCAGUGACCAACAAAACAGCAGCACUGAUCAAUAUAUUCAGGUCAUCCACAGCAAAGAGCGCCAUCUUGGAUCUGAUGUCAGGCAAGAAAAGAUGUCCAAAAAGAAAACCAAGACAAACUUUGAUCUACACUACACAGAAUCAAAUGACUUGAUCUGUUCCAAUGUGUAACACUUUUUUUUGGUCAAAUUUUAAUUGUGUUUGUUAAUAAGUAUUUAUAUCCUACUUGUUAAUCUGCAACUACAAAUAGUAAAAAAAAAAAAAGAUUCUCCAUCGGUUGGUAUAAACAUGUAUGCACAUAAAAGAUCUGUAACGUACAAUUAUAUAGGUUAUUACAACAAUGUGAAGUAACAGGUUUUGUUUGAACUUGCUCUAAAAAUAUUAAGUUCCGUUAAAUAUUACAACUGCUUUUUAUUGGGAAAAUAAAAUCUGUGUCUUCUUUGA
Messenger RNA from Gambusia affinis (western mosquitofish), 5549 nucleotides. Its product is annotated as transmembrane channel-like protein 3. Gene Ontology annotation, molecular function: mechanosensitive monoatomic ion channel activity. Gene Ontology annotation, cellular component: plasma membrane. The transcript is spliced from 20 exons. Lineage: Eukaryota; Metazoa; Chordata; Actinopteri; Cyprinodontiformes; Poeciliidae. The record is from RefSeq and is a predicted model, not a curated record. Bases 2307 to 5276 code for a protein of 989 amino acids.